AUGUCGUUCUUGAUGUUCUUCAAGCCUGGAUGCAGCUAUCUUGUUUCAAGAUAUGACUUUGUGGAAGCUCACGUUCCACCGCUUACUCUCUUCUUCCCACCCUCUCCCCGCUCUCUCUCCGGCUCUCCUCUUCCCACCUCUCGCCGCUCCAUCCAACGGUAUGAGAAGCUGUGGAUGCCUCUGAUCGCGGAUUUGAUCGACUCUCCGUUGAUGAUUCUGCCGCCUGCUGACGUUAACUGGAUCUGGUACUGCCACUGUUUGCAUGAUCCGGCUGGGUACCGCGAGUACUGCGCUUUGAGAUUCGGGGCGGUGAUCGAUCGGCCGGCCAUUUUCGACGAGGAGAACGAGGAGUACGCCAUCCUCUGCUGUAGAGAAAUUUGGGAAGCGAGGUAUCCAUCGGAGCCGUUCGAUCUUGAAACGGACGGUCGAGACGAGAUCGGAGAUGGUGAUGGGGAGAUAUCGAUGGCGGCGGUGAAGUAUCGGGGCCUGGUGUCGUAUUUCGCCGACGUUUUCGUAUCGGAGACGGUUUAUCAAGUGUCGGCGAGAGUCAGGUACUUGGAUUUUUUGAAUUUGGCGAGGAAAUUUGGGGAUGAGAGUGGGAGAUUGGUGCCGGCUUCUGAUGUUCUUCUCAUGUGGUCGACCCACAAGAGCUUUCCAUUGAGUUAUGCAAAAGAUUUGGAUGAAUAUGGGAACUUAGACGAAAAGAUAGUUGGAUUUGCUGAUCAAGUGAGUGAAGAGGAGUUAGAAGAAACACGAAGAAUUUGGGAGGACGCAUUUGACGAGCCUUAUGAGAGAUCAGGAGCUUUGUUCAAUCCCAUGAGCUCACCAUCGAGAGUUUUCUUCAAUUGGGAUGCUUCUGAUGCCAAUGUCAACAGAGUGUACAAGGGCUUACAGCCCAGAUUCUUACUUGAGGUUUGUAUAUUCUUCAAGGGAAGCUUAGAAGAAAGAGAACUGAAGAGUGGAAGCAAGAGACUGCUUCGGCUGAGAACUGCAAGAUGCCAUAAAUUACUAAAACUUGAUAAACCUGUCUGUAACCUCUCCUCUGAAUCUUGGAGAAAGGCUUGGCAUCUAUACUGUGAAUUUGGUACAAGAGGCAUUCUGAUCGAUAUUCGAGAACAUGUAAGCAGCUGUUUUAGAAACAGCAAACUGCUGGACACUGUAUCCUUCUCAUGGAAUGACUUGUUACGCUCCACUUCUUUUACCCUAACUAAAGAAGUGCGGAUGAAUUUGAGAGCAAUGGCGUCAAUUACGCCUCCUGUUCAGGCCCCGUACUUACUGAAGUGUGUUCCGGAUAGAGUGACUGAUGACAGCGGUGCUAUGAUUUCGGAUGUGAUCCUUCGGAUGAACAGAUAUCGACCUCAAGAGGGUCGUUGGUUAACUCGGACUGUCCUUGAUCGUGGUGGAAAGGAAUGCUUUGUGGUUCGAAUACGAGUAGGUAGAGGAAUUUGGAGGAGAGGGGCUGAAAAUCCAUUGGCAGUGAAAUGGGAGGAUAGAAUUAUAGAAGUACGAGAAGGCCCUUGGUCAUAUGUUGCCAGUUCUGUUGGUUAUGCUCCUGAGAAGGUCGUCGGAACCGCGACACCUAAGAGGGAAUCCUCCGGACACCAAGAGAAAUUUGUUUGGUGCCUAUCAACAGGAGAUGCCCUAAAGAUACAAUGGGAAAAUGGACCAGACUUUCAGCUUGAAAAUGAGAAUUCUGCUGAAACAGCAAAAUUGCUGAGAGGAAGACAAUUACAGUACCAACCAAAGGCCGAAGGUUCAUCCAAGACAACUAUGGAAGACGAAAAUCAUUACAUCACACUCAUCCGAUACUCUCCUGCACGCCAAGAAGGAAAAGCCACUGCUCUCCUCAACUGGAAGCUGCUCGCAGUCGAGUUCCUGCCAGAAGAGGACGCCGUGUUCAUGCUACUCUUAUGCACGGCCAUUGCACGCACAAUAUCUGAAGUCACGAGGGACGAUGUGGCUGGCUUGCUCGUUCGGAGGAGAAUGAGAGAAGUCAAGUCCGGCCUCAGAGAUUGGGGCUCUGUAAUGAUUCCUUCUCCUUCGACGGCUCCCCAUUUGAAUCCUUGGUAUUGGAAUGCUGACGACGUUCUAGCGCCAGCAGAAGCGACGGAUGAAAGAGGGAUUGCUAGUAGGUAUUCUCCUGCUGAUGGUAAAGAUCUAUUGUAUAAACAGUGCAUCAUGCCUUGAGUGAGGAAUUUAUAUGAUUCUUCAGUUGUGCAUAGUGUAAUAUUAAUAUUAUAUUGGGCAAUAGUGUUGAAGUGAAGGAGUUGGAGUCCUUGAUUGAGACAGUACAGAGUUUGCUAAAUCAUUUGCAUGUUAUUUUGAUUGCA
Molecule: messenger RNA, 2330 nt
Organism: Asparagus officinalis (garden asparagus)
Lineage: Eukaryota; Viridiplantae; Streptophyta; Magnoliopsida; Asparagales; Asparagaceae
Product: glycine-rich domain-containing protein 2
Exons: 11
Coding region: 1-2187 (728 amino acids)
Source: RefSeq, a predicted model, not a curated record